AUGGCCAUUGCUACCACCGACAUCAACGAGGAAAGCCGCAUCUGCCGAAACGUCUGCACCUUGGAUGAGCCGCUUAGCAACGGGGAAGUAGCCAUCAUCCAUCCACUAUGGUCUACCCUGCCUGUGUCCAGCCAUAUGAUUCUGGAAGUCGCCAUUGGGGUGGUUUGUCAUCAUGUGCUUGAAGAAGUUGCUGUCUUUGCCGAUGACAUCCUGCAUUGGACCUUCGGUCGGGUCGGCAGGGAUUGA
This is a messenger RNA of Colletotrichum spaethianum, 246 nucleotides long. RefSeq lists its product as uncharacterized. The coding region runs from base 1 to 246 and encodes 81 amino acids. Lineage: Eukaryota; Fungi; Ascomycota; Sordariomycetes; Glomerellales; Glomerellaceae. The transcript has a single exon. The record is from RefSeq and is a predicted model, not a curated record.